AUGGAAACAGAAUCACUGGUUCGUUGUGCUGAUACUGUGCUCAUGCACUCUGGCGGCAAUUGGAUGUAUGGUGAAGUCGCUGCUGACUUGACUCGUAAUUCCAAACUGAUUUCAAGGGACUUGGAACAUGUUAUCAGCACAGAAGAGGCCGUAUUUUAUUCUAAACAAGCAGCUGGUCAUUUGCUGCCCAAUGUAACGCACAAACCAGCGGUAGAAUCGGUGUAUUAUGUAUCCAAUCACCACAUUAUCGAACAGCAGCCUCAAAUUGUGCCUGCUUAUAGAGUGCUAGAUGUAGCAGAACCAAUCCAAACUCGCCGUAUUAGAUACAUUGAUGCAACUACAGGUUCCAUUCUGUCAUCCAUACCCACCCUUCACAAAGACUCCGGGAACGUAUACACAAUGCCAAGCUUUGUAAAUUACCGCCCACCUACCACCGCUCCUUCUGCCAUUGUAUUGCCAGAUGUAUCCGGUGCUUCAACCACAAAUGGUGGUUACGGUAUCUUUGGCAAGUAUUUCAGGAGUAUGAAUACGUGCUUUGCCUACAAAUGUAAUCCAGGUGCUACUCUUUACGGCACAAACGGGUCUCAAACGCCAGGCGCAUGCAACGAAGAUGGGUCCAUGUGUGUUGAUCCAACUUCUAAUAUGACUGCAGGAUUUGAUUAUAAUACAACGGAAUGGUUUUUUACCAUAGACGGCAAGUUUAUAGAUUUUGAUAGAAAUUGGACUGCCGAUGGCUACGAAAACGGAGCAUUGACGCUUGUGUGGAGGAAUGCACCUAUAUUCGCACCCAGGCUCAAGUUUCCCGCUAAUGGCAUCUGGGGAAGUGACACAAACUUUGCACAAUACUACGGAACAGAGCAAACGGAUUCCUUCUCGGAGCUACAAGUCUACUAUCUUAUGAACCUUCAUCUGUCGUUCAUGCGAAAUCUCACGAAUGAUAACAAUUCUGUAUUUUGCUUCUUUGGAUCUGGACCCACCUGUAAUCAGAUCGACCCUAAAUCAAACAGGACCGCCACCGUGUUUGAUACACCUCUGAAAUUCACUACAAACUUGCAAAACCUCGUCUUCACACCGUCCCCUGGUUCUUCCCAUCCGGAUUUCUUCACACAACUUAGCCAAGGCCUUGGCAAGAAUCAUCUGUCUCCUAUAGCAUUCUACGAAGCUGGUGAUUAUGCAGAUGCUUACUACACCUACUCUGGAUUUAUUCCACCUAACGCUACGGCAGAAUUUCGAGAUUGUACAGGAGGAGCCUGUCUUUCCAUAUACUCGAGCUAUCUUGAUUUUUUUGCAUUUGGCCAGACCAGCCUCUAUGAUUGGGGCUUGAACGCUUGUAUUGUCAUGCAUGAGAUGACUCAUGCGUGGACGCAAAAGAUCAUUCCAGAUUUACCGUCAUUUGUUUGGACUUCGCAAGGUCUUAUAAGUGAUCCGGGCGCCUUAAACGAAGGGUGGUCUGACUAUUUUGCAUUCAUUCACUGUGGUCUUGCGGAUUUCACCAAGUCGUACACUGGUACACCUCGCAGAAGUUUAAUCAAUACUUUGACCUGUGCCGACACCGUCGGCGAGGUUCACGCAGACAGGCAAGCAGAGCUACCUCUAAUCUUUGAGAAUUGGGGUAUGCUAACAAUGAUUUGUCGCAGCCAAAUAUUUACUGGAGCUCUAUAUGACAUUCGAGUUGCAAUUCCACAAACUGCAUCCUUGUCAUCUGCAGAUCAAACCUCAUUUGAUCAAGUCGUAUUACAAGCUCAAGCUUUAGCUCAGGCCUCGGAUACGUUUGUUACUCAAAUGACCAAGAUCUUGACUUUAUUGGAAAAUCAUACACGUCUGAAUGUAAUGGUUUCAGUUGCCAACGAGACAUUCUCACGAAGGGUAUUCAACUGCCAGCGAGUAACGGCUUAUGACGAGACAAAAGACUCGACCCUAUUCAUUGGUGCAGCUGAUACCAAUCUGCAAGUAUCAACCACACCAACUCAAUUCUUGUUGUCUCCACGAGUUUCGGACUUCGGAGCUCGUAUUUCUUGGUCGCAAUGGUACUUGUCCCCCAUAUUGGGACCCCUGUCAAUAGGCAAGUCCAAACUAUGUCAUCCGUACAAGAGCGUAUCGAUUUCGCUCGCGCUCAAUCUGACUGUCAGCAAUAUCACAGCAUUUGAUUCGUGCUCUCUUUUGCCGCUGAGCUGGACUACUGCCACAUUAUCACCAUCGAAUUUGGCGGAGAUCCGAUUGUCUUUUGAUCCAGGUGCCGCAUCAAGAAUAUAUAUCUGGGUCUUUAACACAGCACCCGCCACGCUCGUAUUAUAUAGUAUGUCGCUUCAAUGGGAAGGAUUCUCGUAUUUGUGGUUGAAGACUAUAGCUGCUAUCGGGUUCUUGGGUGUGUUGAUUAGCUUGAUACUCCUUGUCAUAGUUGUCUGGCGCUCUCUUAGGUUUUGGAGAGCGAAGCCAAUGCACGCAUCAACCUCCAGAAAUAAUACGAACGAGGUAACCAGUAUGGAAAAUUUAACAACGACCUCCUCUGCAUCUUUGCCAUCCCCAGCGCCUAGUGUACCCAGGAAAUCCGAACCUAAGACCAUCAUAUAUGCAGCUUUCCAAAUAGCGUCGACGCUAGCAAUGGCUACUGUUGCAACUUUGGGACUGAUUUUUGGACCAUUCAGAUCCGUCUCGAUUGUAAUUGCUUUGGCCAUCACCAUAAUUCCUGGGUUAGUAGACAUCCUACACUCUUAUAGAAAGACGGGGCUGUGGAGGAAAGUAUUAAUAUCGUCGUCUUCCGUGGCGUCCUUGUCGGCGCUGGCCGCCAUUCCAUCAUGUGUUCUAGCAUCAACCCCCGUGGCCGCGCAUGCCGUAUUAUAUUCGAUAUUUAUUGUAUCGGUCUGUGGCCGCUUCCUCGCUUGUAUUUUAAUAGUUUUUAGUAUUUAA
Molecule: messenger RNA, 2907 nt
Organism: Synchytrium microbalum
Lineage: Eukaryota; Fungi; Chytridiomycota; Chytridiomycetes; Synchytriales; Synchytriaceae
Exons: 7
Coding region: 1-2907 (968 amino acids)
Source: RefSeq, a predicted model, not a curated record